Molecule: messenger RNA, 1336 nt
Organism: Pygocentrus nattereri (red-bellied piranha)
Lineage: Eukaryota; Metazoa; Chordata; Actinopteri; Characiformes; Serrasalmidae
Gene: id4
Product: inhibitor of DNA binding 4
Exons: 3
Coding region: 266-613 (115 amino acids)
Biological process (GO): circadian regulation of gene expression; cell differentiation; negative regulation of transcription by RNA polymerase II
Cellular component (GO): cytoplasm; nucleus
Molecular function (GO): protein dimerization activity; transcription regulator activity
Source: RefSeq, a predicted model, not a curated record
CAACUCCACUGUUCUCUCCACGACGCACGCUGCGCGCUCGAGCGGCUCAGAGCUCGAGAGGAUGACCGCAGACUAGAGUCCGUCCCCAUCCCUCUCUCUCUCUCUCUCUCUCUCUCCCUCUCUAUCUCUUUCUGACCACCAAAACCCUGCAUGUUCUAUUUUCCGCUCGCUGUCCAAACAGCACUAACCAAAAGAACAGACUCCCCCCAACCACCACCACCAUCUCCACCAGCACCAGCUCAUAUUUUGGAGUUUCGUCUGGAAGAUGAAGGCUACCGCUCCUCUUCGCCCCCAUAAGGACUCCUCCAGCCUGCGCCCUCCACACUGCGCCACCGAGGAGGAGGAAGAAGACCUGCUGUGCCUUCAUCACGACAUGAACGACUGCUACAGCCGCCUGAGGCGCCUGGUGCCCACCAUUCCGCAGCACAAGAAAGUCAGCCGGGUGGAGAUCCUCCAGCAUGUCAUCGACUACAUCCUGGACCUGCAGCUGGCCCUGGAGGCUCAGCCGGGCCUCUGGAGGCCCGCCUCGGCCCGGACGCCUCUGGCCGUGCUCAACACCGAGCAGAGGACGACAGUGGUCAAUAAAAAGGAAGACUCGAUUUUGUGCCGCUGAAGUGUAUCGCAGUGGUGUGCAGUGAGCCCAUCCAAAGCCAAGCCAAGCUUCGGCAGGGAAUCCGACACACACCAGGCCCAAUUGCAACGAGGGAUUGCAAAGCAGUCCUGAAACUAAUGGCUACUAAACCAUAACAUAUAAACAUUUCAGUGUUAACUGUCAGUGACGGCAAAGAAAGCCAGCUUUCUUCUCCCUUCAGUCUCUCAGUGAAGGAAAAAAAGCUGAAUUUGGGCAAAGAAUCUCUCUCUCUCUCUCUCUCUCUCUCUCUCUCUCUUUCUCUCUCUCUCUCUCUCUCUCUCUCUCGAUGCUGAGAGUUGCCAUUUGAUUGACCCUAAAGACACACCAGGAUAAAGCUCUGUCUAAUUUUUACGAAGAAAUGCCAGACUGUAAAGCUUUACAAAUAACAAUGAACGUUAAAAUGUUCUGACAUCUAUUGUUAAAAAUAGGUGAUUUGUGUUCCACAGGGAUUUCUCUGCAAUUAAAAUUGUUUAAUAUUGUAAAGAAGGCAACUAUGUGUUGAAAAAUAAUGCUGUAAAUAAAUAAAACAAAACAAAAAAAGGAUGUUCUAUAAAUGUAUGUGGAAGAAAAUAUAUAUAUGCUCAAACUACUGUAAUUAUAAGAUAUUUUUUAUUGAAAGGUUUUGUUUUGUAAAUAUUGUGUUUUCACUUAAGUGUAGUGAAUAAAUUCAUGAUUGUUCUGCUAAUAAAGUCCACAUGUCAUAAA